Messenger RNA from Hyalella azteca, 1426 nucleotides. RefSeq lists its product as uncharacterized. NCBI's taxonomy places the organism in Eukaryota, Metazoa, Arthropoda, Malacostraca, Amphipoda, Hyalellidae. The record is from RefSeq and is a predicted model, not a curated record.
UGUAAAUGAACUCUUGCAUUAGAGCGUCAGUUUAGACGAAAUGUGGGUGGUUACUUUCAGCAUUCACAGUCAAUUCAUCCAUUUCUAACGCUUUUAACCUCCUAGAUCCUGAUAUACAGACAUAGCAUAAGAAUCCUAAAGUAUUCAGCGCAUAGGGAGCGGACAAUUACCCUCUACCUGACGAUGUCGAAAGUCCUCUUAUUAACUCUGCUAUUGUGGACAAUAGCCACCGCCAUCGGAGACGACAGCGAUUAUUCACAGUAUCCCGACUACGGGCCAACGAGAUCGGUGCCAACCCCUGCUUCACCUGACGACUUCUUCAACCCCUUCGAUGCUGACGAAAGCCACGCCCCUGACGAUGUCAGAGACGAUUCAGAAGUUGUCAGCAAUGAAGGAGUUCAAGAAACGAGAAAUGUGAAUGUUCAGGAAUUGGGGAAGGAUAUAGAGCGAUAUUCGGGAACUGACGAUGGCGAUGACGGAGUAAACUUACAAGAACCUGGGGCGCGGCAUGUCCCGCUUAUGGCCACGUCUGCUUCGUUACAAAAGCAGCCCGAUGACGGCGGCAGCGGGGACUCUCUGCUGUCUCUUCCAGGGCAAGGGAAAAUAAGCGCUAGAAAAAUUGAACGAACUUCCGGAAACAAAGUCCUAAGUCCUGGAAACGAUGAGACAGCUGAAAACCAUGAGAUGAGCUCUGACGUAGCUCCUAGGGAAAAGAAAGAACUAAAUUCAGUUCUUGAGGCGCAGCAACAAGCAAGUAACAGCGUUAACGAUUCCGAUGCAGCCACCGGCAGAAAUCCUGACUUGGAAUACAGAGGCGAUCAGAACAUCAACAACUCGAACGAUGAUAGCAAUGCAGAUUUUGAAACGUUUGAUGUCGUUGACGCUAAGAGAAAAGACACCGUGUUUAUGAACGUAAACGAAACUGUGGGACCUACAGGAAAGUUAAACCCUAAACCAGUAAUCCGGACUCCAAUUCCUGUUUUUACAUUGCCGGAUCACACGGAUAAUAACCUGAGCUCCUUCAUGCCUCCUGGCGGGGUGUUCAACAUAUCUCUGCCUGCAGUAGACGGCAAAGGCUCUGAAGUGAAGUUUGUGCCGGACUCCGACACCACAAGAGCCCUGCCUGCGACAGCGCUGGAUCCUCUCUUCUUAGGUUCUGAUGUUGUCGCCAAAACCCGUUCGGCUUCUCUUACGGGCCCCCUCUCCAGUCUCAGUCCUCGCCCCGUGAGCUCCCUUGGGGAGGUGUCGUCUCCCUUCUUCUUCCUGUGCCACUUCCCCCAGCAGGGGGAGCUGCCCUCCUCAUACUCGCGUCCUUCCCCCGACCACCACCGCCUGGACCAGCCCGACACCGUCGUCAACGUCCGUCUGUCCGUCCUGGGCAACCGCAAGCUGGACAGAGGGUAUCAGCCCAGCACUCGGUAUGAGA